AUGGACAACAAGCGGAGAUCAUCCGCCGUCAAUGGCGCGAAUGAAGCUGACGAACGCGCUGCAAAGCGCCAGAGACUGACUGAGAAAUAUGACCUCAGCAAGGGGGAGACAGUCGAGUCAACUACCGAACAUGGCCUAUACUUCCUCGAGCAGAUCCGCCGGACUCAAGACAAGAAUGGUCGCAAGGUCGCAGUCUAUUUCGAGAAGCUGAUGCCGAGAGAGGGCAACGCCGAAUAUUAUAAGAAGACGAGGAUGCCGAUUUCGCUUUCGAUCAUCGAAAGAAAGCUCAAGAAUGGCGAUUUCUCGACUCUCACCGAACUCGAGAGCUAUUUUAAGCGCAUGGUCUCCAACGCCAAGGACUACUACUCGAGGAGCACUCCUCAGUUUGACGACGCUGAGAGAGUUCGCAAAGCUCUGAGCAACUUCAUGACCAAGACCAACCCGGCUUAUGCUAGAGGCGGCUAUACUGCGGUCCCGACCGUUCUGCCCGCCCACCGCGUGGACGAAGCCGAAGACGACGAUAUUGAGAAGCCACAGGGUGCCGCAGAAUCCCCUGAGGAACAGGAAGAUGCUGAGGAAGAUGAUGAGGAAGAGGGAGAAGAAGCUGAAGCAGACGAAGAGGACGGAGAGGAAGAUGAUGAUGCGGAGGGCGAGGAGGACGAUGACGAGGGAAGCCAGAACUCCAAGCCAACUAUUCUUAUCCGCCGCAGAGGACCGGGUAGAUCGUCAUCGUCCAGGGCCGUGACAUCUCGCAAAUCGCAUGCUCGAAAUGCCACGCCUAGUCGCCCUGACUAUGAUUACGAGGGCGUCCCAUACAAGGGCCUCAACUUCCAGGCAGCUCAAGAGAAGAUUGUGGAGGAAAUGAUUCGCAAGAAAGAAGCUGACGAGGACGAGGCUUACUUUGAACCCUUCAUCAACCUUCCUCCGCGGGCCUUGAAAGACUAUUACAGAGUCGUCAAGGAUCCCAUGUCGCUGAGAAAGCUUCAGAAGGCCACGAAGGGCGUUCAUGGGCGCAACGAGGCCACCGGCAUUAGCGACUUGAAGAGUUGGGCGGCAUUCGAAGAAGCAGCUAGCUUGCUGUGGGAUAACGCCAAGUACUACAACGAAGAAGGAAGCGAAAUCUAUGAACUUGCGCGAGAACUUCAGGAAUUCUUCGCCAAUGAAAUCAAAAAGGCCAAGGCAGCUGUCCCGGAGCCUUCGCAGCCCAAGAUCAAGCUUAAGGUCCAGCAGUCAGCCACUGAGCAGCCGUCCACAUCCAAGAAGAUUACCAUCCAUGUUGGGGGCAAGAGUGAUUCCGCGGACUCGCCAGCCCCCACAGUUCCCCAGGCAGCCGGAGCCACCGUCAGUGAUCAAGCGCCGCUUGGCAAUGGUACCGCUCGCCAGAGUGGACUACCAGCUGCUUCCGCUACGAUGGACAGACUUCGAAGCACAUCGGUCGCAUCCCCGAGCCCCUCUGUCGCGAACAACAUCAAGCGCGAGGACGCAGCACGACCUUCUCCUGCGGUGACGCCCGGUCAACCCAGUACGCCUUCUGCUUUCCCGCCGCCUGCUGGCCAGACAGCAAACCUAUCCAGCGCGACGUUCCAACCCAUUGGUGUUGCGCAGCCUCAGCCGCAGGUGAAUGUCAUCCCACAGCCGCCUCCGAAGCCUCUGUGGGAUCAGCAGUUCCGCGCGCCUGGCAAGAGCGCUGCCGAUGCACUCAUCACCAAUCUGACUAUCCAGGCUCAUCCGAUGAUCAAUAUCGGAAGCCGCUUCAACAUGAGCUUAAAGCCUCUCGAAAGAGAGUGCAAGCAGUCUGUGACCGUUCAUAUUCCCGCCACCCAGCUGAGACUUCAGGUCAUUGCAACUUUGCCGCUGUUCCUUGAGAAGGAAGGACGUCAGUGGCGAUUGUGGGUGCAGGUAAACCGGUCUACUGUACAGCAAUCUCAUCCCAUUCAGGGUCAGGUGCUCCCCGUCAACGCUAGAGUCUUUGACGUUCAGCUCCAGGCUGGAAUGGUCAAUGAAAUCGACGUCUCCGUCGCGGCUGCUCUGCCUAAGGGACAAAAGCUGCCGAAUGGAGCCGAUUUCGAGGAGUCUUCCAACACCACUAGUCAAGCUGUUCCGUCUGGCGACUAUUCGGGCACCCAAAACAUCCACGGAAACGAGGCGGACGUUCAGCCUAUCGCCCAAGUGCGUUCUGAGAACCGUCAGGCGCAUGAGGGUAUUUCCGCCCUUACUCUACUGCCUCCAAUCACCUUGCAAGAUGUCUGGGAUCAAGCUGAACUUAAGGACGCGACAGCUGCUUCCGCGGCGAACCCACUCGGAUUUCGGGAGUACAUGACGAACGAAGGGUUGACCACCUUCUAUCCGCCCAUCCCGAGUUGGCCUGAAGACGAUGAUGUGCCUACAGCUCAUCAGCCCGCAGCGAUGGCUCCGGUGACAACUUCGGAGACGACUCCUAACUAUGGACACAACGAUCAUCCAGCUGCUUCGCCUCAGGAUGGAUCUCAUGUAUUUUCUCGCUUACAGAGGCUGAUGUCUGAAGAGGCAGAGCAUCAACCCCUUCUGAGUGACUCGUUGCAGCCCCGGUCUUCCAGAGCUGUUCAGCCCCUGGGUCAUGCCGCCUCCCAGGCACACGUGGCGUCAACACCAACUAGAGAGGCUCAUACUGCAGAGACUCGUCACAACAACCAGCCAAAUGCGGGCUUUGGCCAGUCUUCACACGCCACACAACAGUUCCCGGGUGCGCAAGCUGCCAAUGGAGUUUAUGGCCAUUUACCGCAGCAACUUCGCAUUGUCAACUCCGGACUACCAGGCGAAAACAUGCGACUGCAACUUCAGCAAGAGCAGAUUGCCUGGGAGAAUGACCGGCGGGCUCGAGAGCAUCUCCAGUCUCAAGUGCAUCUUCAAUACCAGCAGUCCCCGGAUCGCUCUCAGCAGCGCUCUGAGAUGAAAGUCAAACAGGAGGGUACUCAGAUGCCUAGUCAGGAUGCUCAGAAUCCGUCCGUCAACAACCAGGUGGGCAAGGUCAUCAAGCAAGGGGCCCAGACGCUGGGAGAUCUUGAGAGCCAGCAUUAUCGACGAAAGUACGUGGCAGUGACCCGAGAGGACUACGGUUACAUGGGAUACUACUCAAUCACUGAGAUGAUGGCCAUUAGGCAGCGCGAGAGAACCGCUGGUCCUCAGCCCAAGAGACCGGCGCUGGAGGGCGACCCUGAUGGUGAGUACGUCUGGUCUGUUUGA
This is a messenger RNA of Colletotrichum scovillei, 3222 nucleotides long. RefSeq lists its product as uncharacterized. The record is from RefSeq and is a predicted model, not a curated record. The transcript has 7 exons. NCBI's taxonomy places the organism in Eukaryota, Fungi, Ascomycota, Sordariomycetes, Glomerellales, Glomerellaceae. Gene Ontology annotation, cellular component: RSC-type complex. Gene Ontology annotation, molecular function: protein binding. Gene Ontology annotation, biological process: chromatin remodeling. The coding region runs from base 1 to 3222 and encodes 1073 amino acids.